AAAAAACAAUCUAAGGAAGAUGAAAAGCACGGUAAAAAGCUACUAUGUUGUGGAGCUAAGAGCUUUUCCCAGAGGGCCAGUUUACCAGAGGAAGGACGAGUCCGAGUAUAUGUCGGAAACGACAGAGAUACGCAAUGCAAGCUAGAGAUGGAUGCUGAUUUCCUGACCCACCCUUUGUUCGAGGAACUCCUCCGGUUUUCUGAAGAAGAAUUCGGUUACUCAUACGAUGGAGCUUUGAGGAUCGCCUGCGAGAUCAAUGUCUUCAUUGACUUGAUCAACGUCCUUAAGUCCACAACUCAUUCUCCUUAUAAUAACAACACUAGUUUUUGAAGAUAAUCUCUUCUUCUACAUUAUUUUGGUUUCUUCAGCAGAGAAUUAAAGACGUUAUAUUCUAAUAUUUUCUUUUAUUAUUUGGGUGUAAAGGCCACUGAGAUAUGUAGGCAUGUGGAUUUCAUCUCGAUCUCAAUUAUUUUUCCUUCUUUUCUUGGGAAAUUGAUACACAUGCUUCAAUGUUGUAGAGCUAUUUUUUCGGGUCAAAGUUCUAUGAUGAACCUUUUUUCCCAUCAAGCAUCAAUGUACCAUUUUCACUUUAUGAUUUACUAUUGUAUUCCAUCAUCCAUGACUGUAUUCACUUACCAGUCUGUAUAUGUUACAAAUACGC
Raphanus sativus (radish) is the source of this 661-nucleotide messenger RNA. RefSeq names its product auxin-responsive protein SAUR71. The record is from RefSeq and is a predicted model, not a curated record. Gene Ontology annotation, biological process: response to auxin. Lineage: Eukaryota; Viridiplantae; Streptophyta; Magnoliopsida; Brassicales; Brassicaceae. The annotation marks the transcript as partial. The transcript has a single exon.